GCUCGAUCUCAUUCGUAGCUCUCUGAUCAUCUUCACUCCAAGUCCAGUCACAUAACGUCGUUUCGCGCGCUAGUAUUUAGUAUUGAGUCACUAGAAAAGCUGAGAAAUGCAUCUUCGUCACUGCCGAAUACCCGUACCAUAAGCUGUGGAAAGCUCUACAUAGUACUAUGCGUACGCCGGCCAACUAACCUAGGUAGGUACCCAACUCAAUAUCCACAGCGUGUCGUUCCAGGCCAUCGGGUUACCAUGGGACCAUGCCCAACAGCUACGAUGCCGCAAUACGAAGAGGCCCACUUAGUCAUUGAAUGUCAUGGCCGGCUUUUGCACACGUCAGACUAAGGGUCACGCAAGAUGCCGGCCGAAGCGGUUGGUCUUUGUGCUGUUGUAGACCAGCAACUAUAUAUGUCUACUUUAACAAUUCUUCUCUCCUUCGACUUCAUGCAUAUCCUACUUCAAGAACCACUCGACUUGUGUGCAGAAAACCAAAUCAUCACCAACCGGAACGCCUCGCAACACUUUUGGGACCAACGCAGGAACACGCAAGACACGCAAGACACGCAAAAACACGUAGAAGCAAACACGCAGAAUGGACCCUCGCUACGGUAGUCCCGUCUACCAAGACGGACGACAAUAUGGGGGGGAGUCUACUUCUUACUACGGCGGACAACCCCAGCCCCAGCAGCCCCAGCCCAACGCACAAUAUGGGUAUUCGCAUCCAGGUGGUGCCCCGGGUGGGCCUCAAGGAUAUGGUGGUCAGCCAGGAUAUGGUCAACAACCACCACAACCGUACGGACAACCACAACCAGUAUACGGACAACCACAACAACAAGGAUACGGUGGUCAGCCUAACAACCCGCCCUAUGGAGAUGUACCCUACGACUUCCCUGGAGGAGAUCGAUACGACGAUCGUCAACCGCACCACUCGCCCUCCCCCUACCACAAUGGAACCCCGUACCCCCCACCUAACAACAUGCCCCCAGGCGCUGUUGGCCCUGGAGGGGAUGGAGAUCGUGGUCUAAUGGGAGGUCUGGCCGGCGCGGCCGUUGGCGCCUAUGGGGGGCACAAGAUGGGGCAUGGGAUCAUAGGAGCGCUGGGCGGAGCCUUCGCCGGACAUAAAUUAGAAGACUACGCCCACGAUCGCCACGAGAGGAAGGAAGAGGAAAAGCUGCACCACACAUCCUCCAUCAACUCCUCCUCAUCCGGCUACUACAACAGCAACCACAACAACCACAGCACCCACAGCUUCCACAACCCCUCCUCCGACCGCGGCAUCAUGGGCCACAACGACGGCAACUUCUCGUCGACCUCGCACGACAUCCACCUCGAGGGCGACUACGACCUCAGCGCGAACUGCCGGCUGCGCGACGGCGGCAGCCGCACCAGCAUCGUCAACCUCAACGACGUGCUCAGCAACCAGGACGGGCACUUCCGGUGGAAGCAGCCGGGCGGCGGCUCCGCCAGCGUCACCGUGCAGUCGGGCGACACCCUGCGCAACAUCGCCUCGCGCUUCAACGUCUCCGUCGACGACAUCGCCCGCCACAACAACAUCUCCGACCCCGACCGCAUCUACCCGGGCCAGAACCUCCAGGUCCCCGGACGCGCCACCGGAAACUUCGCGUCCUCCGCCAGGGACAUCCGCCUCGUCGACGGGGGCCGCGUGCUCGAGGCCGAGCUGCUCGACGUCCACGGCAACUGGCACCGCCGCUCGAUCAACCUCGACGAGAGGAUAAGGAACGAGGAUGGGUGCCUGCGCUUGAUCUAGAGUUGCCGCCUACCUGACCUACCUACCUACUUGGACCUAGUGUAAGGAGAAAAAGGGAGGAACGAAUGGAUGAUUUGAUGAAAGGGGAGGGCUUUUUUUUUUUUUCUUGAAAAUUAAAAAAAAAAAUCCUUUCUUGUUUUUC
Messenger RNA from Hypoxylon fragiforme, 1904 nucleotides. RefSeq names its product carbohydrate-binding module family 50 protein. Lineage: Eukaryota; Fungi; Ascomycota; Sordariomycetes; Xylariales; Hypoxylaceae. The record is from RefSeq and is a predicted model, not a curated record. Bases 587 to 1762 code for a protein of 391 amino acids. The transcript has a single exon.